GUAAUAAAAUUUAUUCGCACAUUUCUAAAAACCACGGGUCGUAUUUGACUUGUUUUGUCUCCAUUUAGAGUAAGAGGUGGCCAAUGAUCUGCCUGAUCAGAAUAAUGUGGCGUUUGCUCCGAUUCGGUUAGCUGACCUGAGUACCCGGCUGUCAGUAUCUCACAGCGGUGACAACUAUAAGUAAAUUGCUUAAUCCCGGCCGCUGGGUUCCACACAACCGCCAAAAUGUUUGAGGAGGCGAGUGAAGUCUUUGAAAACAUGUUUAAAUCGUCAUUUCCCCUAACGUUUAUCGUGUUUAUACCUGCGGUGCUGAUCCUGGUGUCUCCGCUCCCGGCCGAGGCUGCACACGAGUUCACGGUGUACCGCAUGCAGCAGUACGACCUGCAGGGACAACCCUACGGUACUAGGAAUGCCAUCCUGAAUACUGAGGCCCGUACCAUGGAGGCUGAGGUAUUAAGUCGUCGCUGUGUCAUCAUGCGACUGGCAGACUUCUCCUACGAUAAGUACCAAAAAGCCCUGCGGCAGUCAGCAGGAGCUGUAGUCAUCACUCUGCCCAAGAACAUGUCUGCUGUGCCUCAAGAUAUAGUGCAGCAAUUUAUGGAGCUGGAGCCGGAGAUGUUGGCCACUGAGACCAUCGUUCCUGUCUACUUUGCUGUGGAGGACGAUGAGUUGAUGUCGAUCUAUACCCAAACGCAGACCUCGUCAUCCUCGCAGGGCUCCUUGUCAGCAGCUGAAGUGCUGCUGCACACCGCCACAGCUAAUGGAUUUCAGAUGGUCACCAGUGGAGCUCAGAGCAAAGCCGUCAGUGACUGGACCAUCACCAGUUUAGAGGGUCGGUUGGCUGGAGCUGGAGGAGAAGACCUGCCUACUAUAGUUCUGGUGGCUCACUAUGACUCCUUUGGCGUUGCCCCAUGGCUUUCAUACGGCGCUGACUCAAACGGCAGCGGAGUGUCCAUGUUACUGGAGCUGGCUCGUCUCUUCUCCAAACUUUACACUUACAAGAGGACACAUGCUGGGUACAAUCUGCUGUUCUUUUUGUCUGGUGGUGGAAAGUUUAACUACCAAGGCACCAAACGUUGGCUGGAGGAGAAUCUAGACCACACAGACUCCAGUCUGCUGCAGGACAAUGUGGCCUUUGUCUUGUGUCUGGACACUUUGGGAAACGGAGACUCUCUGCAUCUCCAUGUGUCCAAACCUCCUAAAGAGGGAACUCCACAGUACACUCUGCUCAAGGAGCUGGAAACAGUGAUUAGCAGUCAGUUCCCAGACACUAAGUUCUCCAUGGUCCAUAAGAAAAUCAACCUGGCCGACGACGUGCUAGCCUGGGAGCACGAGCGUUUCGGGAUCCGCCGCCUGCCGGCCUUCACUCUGUCCCACCUGCCCUCGCACCGCCUGGCUCAGCGCUCCAGCAUCAUGGACGUCCGGUCAGUGUCCCCCUUCUCUCGCCAUGGAGCAGGAGAGCCCCCUGCUGGGCCGCACGUUGAUGUUAGUAAACUCAGCAGAAACACAAAGGUGGUGGCCGAAGCACUGGCCAGAGUCAUAUACAAUCUCACAGAAAAGGGCGGUCCUGGAGACCUGCAGAUCUUUACUGAACAAAUGCAGGUCCAGGAGGAACAGUUGUCUGCUGUGGUUGACUGGCUCACAGCGCAGCCACGAGCCGCCCAGCUGCUGGACAAAGACAGCAGCGUGGUGUCCACUCUGGAGUAUCACCUCACACGCUACCUCAAAGACGUCAAGAGACACUACGUGAAAGCUGACAAAAGAGAUCCAGAGUUUGUCUUCUACGAUCAGCUCAAACAAACCAUGAACGCUUACAGAGUCAAACCUGCUAUUUUUGACCUGCUGCUGGCCGUCUGCAUCGCCUCCUAUUUAGGAUUGAUGUAUUUCACAAUCCAGAACUUUGGACUCCUGUACGCUUUCGUCCGGAAAAUCACUCAGCCCAAAACCAAGGCCCACUGAGCUGACGCCAGUCUGCUCCCUCUCCCACCGUCAGUCCCUUCUUCCCUCUUUUGAAUCAUAAGAACUCAAGCCAGUAAAGAACACAGGUGCUGCUGUUCUCACCACCACCACCACAACAACAACAACAACAGCAGCAGCAGCAGCAGCAGCAGAGUCACCUCCGCGGCCAAAUCCAGAUCCACAGCUAAUGAUGUCAGAUCCUCUCCUGCUGCCACCUUCAUCCAUCUGGUCUCACAGACCGGUAUUCAGGAACCGUUUUCUUCGCCCUCGUCCACACGUUGUCUCUUAUCAGUACGACAUUCAAUGAUUGGACUAAAUUAAUUUAAAAUCUUUUGUUUUGUCAGACUUCAGAUGUAUCAAAGUGAGGGUUUGUUACAGAGCCGAUUGCUCUUCAUUCCAUUCCUCACUGUGUGAUUGCAGCCGUUGUUCAAAAGGAAAACUUUUUACAACGGGGAAAAUAAAAAGAACUCUGAUCACAGUCUCACACUCUCCAGAAAGUUCGUACUUCACACGGACACAAACGUUUUUGAUCUGUGGCUGCAAAUCAACAAGAACGUCUGAACAAAUGUGAAACGGUUUUGUUUUAUGCAAUAGUUGUUGUUGACCUACAGAAGAGAUCAAAUUGGGGAGGAAAAGUUGCCAGAUUUUCAUCAAGCGUGCGUCAGCCCAUACUUCCAUCUGACGUAGUGAUACAGAAAUGACAGCUUCUCUUUUUUGUGUCUCUUUUACAGGUUUUUUUUUUUAUGUUGCUGUGAAAAUUAAAGUCAAAUAAGAAUUGAAUCAAUAUUGUUGAAAAUCGUAAGAAAAAAAGAAAACUAAAGUUACAAAAGGUCACAUGCAACAAUCGGGUGUUUCUUGUCUAAUCGUAUUUGCUGUGUGAAGAGUCCAAGCCAACGCACCACAAGAUAAAAAAUCCCCCUUUACUCCUGCAUUAUCAGCACUGACUGAUAAUGGAGGAGCAGCACAGAACUCCUGCAGAUUUGUCUCCUAAACCGUUUCUGAGGUCAAGACACCAGGCAGUAUUGAUACACUUUGCUCAACAGAACCACGACGAACGCUGACCUAAAAUCUAAAUGUCAAACACAGCCACGGUUUGAGCUUCGUUUGUCGUUGUCUUUUGACUUUUCUGUCCGCCCUGCUCUGGUUUUUCGUCUCGUGCGUUGAGCGUUUCCUUCUCCACCGUUUUUGUAUUUAUCAGGUGUAUCGGUGUCGGCCAGCCUGAGACGAAGAACCUCGUCUUCAUCAACAUGAGGGGAAACACCGUGGUGCAUAUGUGUGUGUUGUUGUUUUGUGUUUUUUUAUUUAUUGAAACUGUUCUCUUUUGUGCACUGAGAUGAACUCUUCUGGUGUCAACACUUGAUCUUUGCAAUGGAAAUGAUAUUGAUUAAAAAUAAAAUGAUUGACAGAAGACUUGUUUUUUUUUAGGACACUUUUUUUUAUUAUUAUUAUUAUGGUAUGGGAGGGAGGAAUAAAGUAUAACACUGGUUUAAUAAUGGUUAACUGUUUUACCAAAGAGAGACUCUUUGUGUCGUCAGGUGAUUUAAAAACUGAUCAGAUUGAAGAAUUCAUGGGAGCAAAAAAAAAAAAA
Cynoglossus semilaevis (tongue sole) is the source of this 3547-nucleotide messenger RNA. RefSeq names its product nicalin (gene ncln). Gene Ontology annotation, biological process: regulation of signal transduction. The transcript has 15 exons. Gene Ontology annotation, cellular component: membrane. The record is from RefSeq and is a predicted model, not a curated record. NCBI's taxonomy places the organism in Eukaryota, Metazoa, Chordata, Actinopteri, Pleuronectiformes, Cynoglossidae. Bases 226 to 1959 code for a protein of 577 amino acids.